Messenger RNA from Daucus carota subsp. sativus, 710 nucleotides. RefSeq lists its product as uncharacterized. Bases 69 to 599 code for a protein of 176 amino acids. Lineage: Eukaryota; Viridiplantae; Streptophyta; Magnoliopsida; Apiales; Apiaceae. The transcript has a single exon. The record is from RefSeq and is a predicted model, not a curated record.
UCACAGGCAUAUCCACAUGCACAAUAUCCAUAUAGUCCACACUUACACUUACCAAACCAAACCCAACCAUGUCAACCAUUCCACCCUUAACUCUCCCAUUCUCCACCCCCCUCUUCUCCUCCUCCCCCUCCCCUCACCCCCACCUCCUCUCCCCCCUCCGCGCCACCCCGGAAGAAUCUCCCUCCCCCGACCCCUCCCCCGACUCCGCAGACUUCGACUCCCGCCUCUCCAACAUCCGCCUCAAGUACAAAUCAGGCACCGGCAAAAAAGCCGAGGCCCGAAAAACCAGGAAGUCAGGGGGCAAGAAAGCUGGCAGCGGAGCUGCCAGCGUCUAUCUCCCACCGGUUCCGCUCAAGGAACCGGUGUCUGGCAAGAUGAAAGUGGAUUUCGGGUUCAGUCCCUAUUCAGAACGUAUUAAUGGCAGGGUGGCAGGGCUGGGAUUGGCUGCAUUGUUGCUUGUGGAGCUGGCCACUGGGAAGAGUGUGAUCAGAUAUCAUUCCCCGUCUAUUAUUUUCUUGCAGGUUUAUUUUGUGGCCAUGGCUACGGCUAUUUUUAUCAAGGCUGAGAAGGAGAAGAUCAGUGUGUGGCCACGAUCUUGAUAAUCAGACAUACUUAUAUCAUCUUUUUUUUACACACUCCUAUGUUGUAAUGUUGUACCGUGUGAUAUGAAUUUCACGAUUACCAUGUAAUUUAAAUUGGUUUUUUGAUUA